CCACAAUUUGUAAAUCGUAAAUUUAUUACUGCUGGUCUAAAUCCACACGUCGUAGUGUGUGAGGAAGACGAUGCUCGCAGCGAGUAUGCAUACCAAUCCGCUCAUUCCAUGUCUUUCGAAAAUUAGAUCACAUUGUGAGGAGUACGUGUGUGGAGUGGCGAUUGUGAUAACCAAUUAAACAUGGACAAGCUCUCGCUGACUCUGCAACUGAAAGAAGAAAGUUAGCUUACAAGUUCUUUUUUAGGGUUAAGGGAUUCAUUAGCACACUUGCUACUGCCUGAGAAUCUAUGGUUGGAAUCCUUGCGACAAUUUGAGGGAGUGCUCUGCAAUGGAGCGGAGUGCGCACAUUUGGGUCCCUUUUGUAUGGUCUUAUUCAUUGAGUUGAAUGUUUCAAGUGAGUUAGAUUCGGCCUGGUUCGAAGGUGGUACGGAGUCUUGAGAAUGUCAGAUUGGGGAGCUGAGGCUGUGUUUAACGUCACAAGUAGUCUGAGCCUGGGAUUAAACGUUAACUCGAGGUGGGAUCGAAGAAGAUGGUUGAGAAAACAAACGGCACAACUUGUUGGGGAAGGCGUUAUGCAGCCAUCAUCUUUUUCCCUGGCUCAGAUCAUGUGUGGAUGAAAUUGGAACCACGUUGUAAUGCAGUUCAUGUCGAUGAGAGGCUCAUGAUGGGGAUUUGCUCAGGAUUGUAGCGUGCAAUUUUCUCCUGCCGGUUUAUCAGACUUGAUAUCUGUACAAAAUGAAAUCCGGACUGCGGCGAAAGGUAGUAAGGAGGGAACAUGAAUCAUCGACUAGGAGAUCGCGCUUUGAGAGUUCCGAUGGGCGGUGGAGUAUCCUCACCGAUGACUUGCUGGAGAUAGUAUUCACGCAUAUACCCUUGCACGACCUUCUCGUAAUGAGAUCUGUCUGCAAACGUUGGCAACGCAUCACUUGCACAGCCUCCUUCAUCAGCCUCUACUCUCGUACCGGUCCCAAAAGCCAGUGGUUUCUCAUGUUCCCCGAAGGUGAAUCACAACGAUACGCGGCUUUCAAUCCCCAGUUGGACUCAUGGCACGAGUUGGAUUGCAAUUUCCUCCCUGUCAAUGUUGUUUGCGUGGCAGCUGCGGGGGGACUUCUCUGUUACGCUCAUACUUCUCUCCAUAACCAACACACCUCCACACAGGAUUGGAAAUGUCUCUUUGUUUGCAACCCCAUUACGAGGACCUUCAGAAAACUCCCCUACUCAACAAAACAACGUCUAAAAAAGCGUAGUGCGCAGAUGGUCGUUGAACAAGGCACUGGCGCUUACAAGGUCAUCGUGGCAAUAGGCAUCAACAGCAUGCUGUUGGGCUAUGAUUCACUGGAGGUUUACGAUUCAAGGACGAAUUCCUGGUCAGUAAAAAACCUUAUCCCAGAAGGCUACUGCGAACCAUGGGUUACAUAUAACUCCACUUUCUUCGAAGGCUCCGUUUACUUCAGUCUCACCAAGGAUGGUUACCUGGGUUCCUACACUGUCGACCGCCUGGAGUGGAGCAUGACAUCGCAAAACAUCUUCCCAACGUACACCAAACCCAGGCCCACGCAGCUGUUCGUCUCCCAAGGCCGGCUGUGCUGCUUGGUUGGCAGAGAAGAAAGAUGUGGGAAUGCGCGUGUGCUGAGCUUGAUGAUUUUAGAGUUCGACAAGAGCAAGCUCCCAGGCUGGUCACUCGUGUCCAGAGUGCCGCCUUUGUUUGGGGAGUAUCCCGGAGCUGUGAGAGCCAUGGGCCACAUCGACUCCAGCUUGAUCUGCGUCACGUCCACCAGGUGCCCUCGCGUGUUACUUUUCAACAGAUCAGAGAAUUCCUGGACGCGCAUUAGCAACUUUCCAGAUUAUGGGCACCUUCCCAAGUGUGGCCCUAAUUCAGCUUUUCCUUUCGAACCCAGGUUAGACAGACUAGUGUAAAUACAUUUGCUGCAUUCUUACAUACAAUUGUUCUUCAUGAUAGUCUCUAAUAGACUUGUACAAAAUACUAGUCUCACACGGUUGUUGCAGAAGCUGCUCCGUAUCCGUCGAUACCAAUUCGAGCUUUUGACAACGUCAAUGGACCGUCUGUGGACACCCACUUGAUGUUGCAUUGGUAAUUCAAUGUUCUUACAUGCCAACGUUGUCUAGAAGAUCUCUCACAAAAAGCUUGUAUAACUUCGUCAUCAAAAUCUUUGUAUUGCAGGCUCCUAGCAUCUUUGUAUUGGAAACUUUAGAGAUGACUGAAACAAUUUUAAUAAUUUAGCUCUUA
Molecule: messenger RNA, 2248 nt
Organism: Physcomitrium patens
Lineage: Eukaryota; Viridiplantae; Streptophyta; Bryopsida; Funariales; Funariaceae
Product: F-box/kelch-repeat protein At5g15710
Molecular function (GO): protein binding
Source: RefSeq, a predicted model, not a curated record